AUGGUGAUUUUCACGAAACCCGUUUGGCUUCGUCACGCGGCCGGGACUGGGAACGGACCUCUGGGCGUCCAACGUGGCUUUGGAACCGGGGAGCAAACAAACAGUUUGUCAACAAGCAGUGACAGACGGCGAGCAGGAGCUGAUAACGCCUGUGUGCCCAUUUUCUCUCUAGACAUUCAGCCGUGCGCUCGUGAUGCUCCUCUGGAUGAGGUGCGACUAGCGACAUGUGGACAGGAUGGAAAGAUCCAUUUAUGGCGGCUAGGUGCGCUCUGGGAGGACGCCAAACAACAGUGCGCUCGCCUUCUUGGUAAGCCCGGUGCACCGCACGAAAGCACGACACCACAACAGAACGGUGCAUGUGAGAACACUCUGGAGUCGGCACUGAUCGGCGUUGUAACACCGGCACACCAGGGUGCUGCGAACGUCGUUCGCUGGCAUCCGGGCGGCAACGUUCUAGCCUCUGGUGGCGACGACGGCACUGUCUUGCUAUCUAGUCGAGUGCCUGCUGCUGCUGGAGCGGUGACGGCGGUUGAGCCAUUUGCCCGCGGGACGUUGCUUCAAGCGCCGCUCGGUGCGGCCUGCAAGGAACACUGGUCUGUUUGUACGAUCUUACGCGCACAUGACUCGGACGUUCUCGACGUGAGUUUUGCCCCGCACGGGGAGGCGCUUGCCUCCUGCUCAGUGGACAAUACCGUAUGCGUCUGGCGUAUAGAGCUGAGCACAAAGCAUGGGGAUGAUGAUCAAUGGAUCACUGCAAACGGGAGCCUCCUUGCUCGCCUGCGAGGCCAUCAUGGGAUGGUGAAAGGCGUCUCCUGGGAUCCGGCUAACCAGUUCAUUGCCACCCAGUCUGACGAUCGCUCGGUGCUCUUGUGGCGUACCGACCACUGGGGCGAAAUAGAAAGACGCCUUUCUGAAGAGUUUGAGGCGGCGACGACUGAGGCAAACUUGCGAUCCUGGUUUAUGCGAUUGGCAUGGUCGCCAUCGGGUGCCGAGCUUGUCGCCACCAACGGCUAUCGGAACAAGUGCCAUGUUGCGCCUCUGUACCGUCGUAUACAGGACUUUGCAGAUCCGAUCGAGUUUGUUGGGCAUCGGGCGCCAGUGGUGUCAAUUCGAUGGUCACCGUGCGUAUACGCACGCUCACCGCAUCCUCCAUUCGAGGAGAAGAACAGACUCUAUUUUUGCGUCGCCCUAGGUAGCAAAGAUCACGGCUUGACGAUCUGGCGAGCAGACCACGGCAAACCGUUCGUUUCUCUCGUAGAUUUAUUUGACGGGGAUGUUCUGGACUUGAGUUGGAACACUGCCGGCGAUAUUCUGGUAGCUUGUUCAACGGACGGGAGUGUUUUCUUUGCGCAGUUUGAUCCGGAAGAGCUUGGCUACGUUGUACCAGAGGCGGUAGCCAAGGAGGCGAUCACCAAAGAGAUGACUCUGUUCACUGGUGGCGUGAACCCCCUGCGGGCACAUCCAUCGAACCAGCUGGGAGAUGCGAGCUGUGGUAUGCUGGAUCCCGUCGCACUUGCACUGCAGCGGAGCAAGCUCGCGCAGCAAGCACCCGCAUUCGCGAAGAGCGGAGCAGAGACCAGUACACCUGUCGUCGAGCAUUCGAUGCCGGGGGAUUCGCGCCCGCCAUCCUCAGGCAAAGCGGGCGCGAAGGAGCCCAGCCCUGCUGCUGGCGUCCAGCUGCGUUUGGAAAAUCAGCGGGAGGAACGUCUUAAGGACGGGAAGCGAAGGAUCAUUCCAGUACCGAUAGGCGGGCAACACGCCACUGCCACACCGUCGCUCGGCGUUGCAGCUAAGCAGCAUGCUGCUCACUUGGCGUCAGCGGGCGUUGAGCGCGAACCACUUGACUCUGCUGAUGCCGUGCAGGCGAAGAAACGCCAACGGUCACUUGCGAUGAAUGGCGCCUCCACACCAGAAGUGCUGCCAAAACCUCCUAGAAAUGCACUCCGUAGCGACAGCGGCGUCCGAAGAGAGCAGUCGUUGGCGAACAACCAUACAGAGAUGCAUGGUCUCGCCACCGCUGCCGCGACACCGAAAGCGACCUCUACAGUAGCACCGGUGGCUUCAUCGGGAACCCCCAGGUCAACGAUUCCUCUGUCGACCGGCACGGAUACAAGAAGACGUCUCUGGAUUCUCGAGGACGCUUCGCCGAAUUUUUGCAUCGAAUCUGUUGGUCAACCACUGAAUACUUCGCUCGUUUUUGGGGUGCGCUCUGGUUCGCCUCUAUGGAAACAAGUCGUUCGGGGAGCCGUCACUGCGCUCACCAGCACACCUGGAUCCAAUGCAAUCAUCCUGGGUACUAGUGAUGCUGCACUGCACGUACUCUCUGGCCGCAGUGGACUCCGCCUGGCGCCACCGUUCAUGUUGGAUGCACCAGCGAUCUGGAUGGCACGCCAUGAACGAGUGAUCCUCAUCUUAACCGAAAAGGCUUCGUUCCAAGUCCAUCACGUCACCGAUUUGACGGACUGGAGGCCCGAGCAAACCUCGCGCCCACUCGCUUGGGGCAGUGCCAGUUUUCUGCUGGCGAGCGAAAAUCUCGAGCCAGUGCGGUUGUUGCCCGAACGCUUCGAAUGGGAUGCUUCGCGUCAAGUGCUACUCCUGUUUCUCCGCAACGGCGAUGUCUAUAUGCAUCAGGGUGCGCACGCCACAUGGAUCCGGCUGAUGGAAGACACUUUCCUUGCGAGUCCCUUUUCUGAGGCGACGGUAUCCGCAACCGGCUACGACGCCCGAAAGCAGCAGGCUUUGCCGACCCUGGACUGCACGGAUCCGUGUACCGAAGACAGGAAUUUUUCGUUUAUUGAUCCAGAGCGCGUAGGUCUGCGCGAGGUUGCGGACCCAGAACGGGAAGCGAGUGACACGACAGCACAUCUCGAGCUUUUGUUUGUGACGGCCUUCAGGUUGCAGAAGGAAGCUGAGGCUCGUUUCUGGUUACAGAGGCUGGUCGAGUGGCUCGUCCAGAUCGGUGACGAGGCCCGUCUUGUUGCGCUUUGUGAUCAACUCGGGGGUUUCAGCACUACUGUGAGUUCAGGGGAAUGCAUCGACAGCCAGCAGCGCGAUGGCUGGAAAGCUUCCAAUAUGGCGCUCAUUCGACAGAUUGUGUUACCACUGCUGGCAUCGAAUCCCGCUCUGGAAACCAUUCUGAAUACAUAUCGUGAGUUGUUGAUUGGGGUUUCCCAGAGCCAAGAGCGGCUACCCGCACCUGCGCUACUCGAACAAGUCGUUUCUACUACCGCAGAUGCCGCUGAGGACAAGGCGGGUGAAAGCUCCCCACUCGCCUAG
This is a messenger RNA of Cyanidioschyzon merolae strain 10D, 3276 nucleotides long. Its product is annotated as probable WD repeat domain protein. The transcript has a single exon. Gene Ontology annotation, biological process: regulation of DNA-templated transcription; chromatin remodeling; DNA-templated transcription. The coding region runs from base 1 to 3276 and encodes 1091 amino acids. Gene Ontology annotation, molecular function: nucleosome binding; protein binding. Gene Ontology annotation, cellular component: nucleus; HIR complex. The record is from RefSeq and is a predicted model, not a curated record. Lineage: Eukaryota; Rhodophyta; Bangiophyceae; Cyanidiales; Cyanidiaceae.